AACGAGGAAAAACAACGCUUCCUCGUUGGCUCUUCCAAUGCCAUACAGCCACUUGGUUCCACCGACAACGAUGUCGGCGUAGAGUUAAACCGAAGGCAAGUAAGCUUCAGACCCUGGACGCCACAAAAACAAAACCUAGGCAGAUCGUCGGUAUCAAAUUUGGUAUGAGGCGUCUACUAGGCAUGCGGGCCGGGGCCGGGGCCGAUUGUGCCUCACACCAGGCAGUAGCUUCUGACCUGGGGUCCUGGAGUCGCCAAAUAAUUAAUAAAUAACCAUGUAGCCCCCCCAGCCUGCUUUCCCUUCGCUUCUCCGGUUCUCUCUGCGACUUCCAGAUCCAACAAGAAAACCCCCCCUCUCUCUCAAGAUGCAGUUCCGCAGCCUGUUCCUCGCCCACGCCGUCGCCGGCGGCGUGGCCUUGGGCUCCCACAACAUGGGCCUGUUCGCGGGCUCCACGCGGUCGCUCGUGCCGGGCAUCAACCAGCUCGCCGUCGGCUCCUGCGACAUCGGCACCACCUCCUGCGGCACCGGCUGCAUGCCGCUCGGCAGCGUGUGCUGCGAUGGCCGCGGUUACUGCGACAUUGGGGAAUACUGUACCACCGACGGCGGAUGCUGCCCGAUCGGAAAGACCUGCUCUGGCCCUGCCACCUGCGAGGCGGGCAAAGUCCUGUGCGGUGAAGGGUGUAUGCCCGCGGGCAAAGUGUGCUGCCCGUUGAACCACAACGGUGCCGGGGGCUAUUGUGACGCGGGAGAAGUCUGCCAGGCGAACGACCGGUGCGGGACUGGUGGCAGCGGAGGUGGCAGCGGAGGAGGCAGUGGUGGAGGAAGCGGCGGAGGAAGUGACACUUGCCCGGCGGGAGAGGCGGUCUGCGACACCUUGUUCUGUAUGCCCUCCAGCGGGGUCUGCUGCCACGAUGGUGAGGGAGGUUACUGCAAGUCCGGCUACUACUGCGACGAAUACGGCGGCUGCUGCCGGAACGGCAGGACAUGCACUCCCGGAGGAGGCGUGGGGGAUACGACAACCAGUGCCACCAGGACCGCCACCCGGACCACCUCCGAGGACGGCGACGAGACCACCCCAAGAACCCGCACCACCACCACCACGACCACGGGCGCCACGGCCACCGGUUUGGCCGGCGACGGCAGCGGCACCGGCUCGGGCUUCGGCGAGUUCGGCGACACCACAACCACCACCCAGAUAACCGGGCCGACUCAGACCGCGCCCGCCGGGCCGGGCAACGUGAAUGCCGUCGCCCCGCGCGCGUGGCUGGAGGGCAAGAUUGCCGCUGGAGCUGCGGUCGCUCUGCUCAUCGGUGCCGCCCCGUUCGUGCUGUGAGUUGGUGGGAGCCGUUGACGGGCCGAGGCGCGAUGGCCUGGAUUUGAUGAUGGAUGUAGUUGGGCGAUAGGAAAUGGUGGGGUGAAAUAGUCCUGUUCCUGAUUCAAGUCCUGUAAUGUCUAUUAUUCUCAGCCUACCUCCAUUUUGGUUAGCAUUUAAUAUACCCUUCAUUGUUAAUA
Messenger RNA from Phialemonium atrogriseum, 1512 nucleotides. RefSeq lists its product as uncharacterized. Bases 365 to 1333 code for a protein of 322 amino acids. The record is from RefSeq and is a predicted model, not a curated record. NCBI's taxonomy places the organism in Eukaryota, Fungi, Ascomycota, Sordariomycetes, Cephalothecales, Cephalothecaceae. The transcript is spliced from 4 exons.